CCAAAGUACGGUUGAAGAAAACAGCUUGUCCGACAGUUCCGCUGCAGGGACAAGCCAGUACUUCACUGCAGAGACAAUGGCCUGGGCUACUUGCACUUGAUUAUGAUAUGCCUCUUCAAUCACAAGAGCAAACACAGGAGCCUCAUGGUGCAUCAGAUAUGCCAGUGGAAGAUGUGUCUCUUCAGUCACAAGAACAACCACAGGAACCCUGCGUUCUUUCGGAGCCACCUGGCACACCUGACACACCAGUUUCCCCACCUUCACCUGUUCCAAGACCAUCUCAUAUCCUUGCAGCAGUGUGGGUGAUACACCAACCACUGCAAACCUGGACCGGCUGUCACCACCCACCCUUGGAGGUGCCGACAUUUGCUCCCAGUCACCUGUGUUGGCUCCUGAUUCAUUGGGUUCAUCUGCAGCUACACCAAGAAUACACAGGGGAGGCAGACCCAAAAUUGUGAGGACUCCAAGGACCACUUCUCUAAUUCAGUCACUAAGGGCGUCACGUGACAAGCUGUGAAAAAGUCUGUUUCGUGCUAGAAGAACUGCUUCGACAGCACAGCUAAGUACCUUGUCAAGAGCUCAGAUAAUUAACGGUGCAUCACGGUAUAUGUCAAA
Molecule: messenger RNA, 615 nt
Organism: Ornithodoros turicata
Lineage: Eukaryota; Metazoa; Arthropoda; Arachnida; Ixodida; Argasidae
Exons: 7
Coding region: 108-458 (116 amino acids)
Source: RefSeq, a predicted model, not a curated record